CUAAAUAAAGGAUUCUUGGGAAUCUAAAGUGCUUCCUCUUCACUUUUCAAUUUCCUUCUCUCCUUAACAAAAAUCUCUUCUUGGCAAGAAACAAACACAAAUGAGGAAUAUGCAUACUAACCGGAGAUCACCGGGUCCAAUCACGUCGGCAGCAACUCAACGCCGGCUAAAACCGGAGCCAGAACCGACGGUGAAGAAAUUCAUCAAGAUUAUUCUCCUCUCAAGAAUCAUAGAAAAAAUGAUGAAAGUUCCGGCUAGAUUUGUGAGGUUUGGUCCUAAACUCACUGACAACGUGACUCUCCAGACUCCUGUUGGUUUCAAGAGAUCAAUUCGGAUUAAAAGAAUCGGUGAUGAGGUUUGGUUCGAGAAAGGUUGGAGUGAGUUUGCAGAGGCUCACUCUUUAAGUGAUGGUCACUUUCUGUUUUUUCAUUACGAAGGGGAUUCUUGUUUCCGUGUUGUGAUCUUUGAUGUGUCUGCUUCUGAGAUUGAAUAUCCAUUGGAUGAUACUGAUGAUAAUAGAGAAGAAGUUAUGGAUGAUGAUGAACAAGGGUUUACUGGUUUUGAAAGUAGUGAUGAUGAUGGUGAAGUUGUUGAUAUGGAUGAAUUGUUGAAGAAGAAGAAGAAGAAACCAAGAGUCAACAUUAAGUCUGAGAAUGUCAUAAUACUUGACUAGUAGAUGAUGUUGAAGAGAUUGCUAUGAGGAGUCUUGAGGAAGAGGACUUGAAGAAGAACUUAUGCAAGUAUGUUUCUCCGACAAAGAUCUCUGCGGUUCCUAGCUCGUUAAACCACAUAAUAGUUCUUCGGUUUUUUGUUUCUGGUUUCUAGCUCGUUAAACAGAUUUGCAAGCUUUAAUUUUUAGUAAGAACUUGGCAUUUUUAAGACCCGUUGUGUAAUAUGUGUAGUGGAAAUUCUUGUCAAGCCUGGCAAGAACUUUGUAGUAAGAACUUGGCUAACUUGUGAGAUCCUGUUAUCAGUUUGUGUGAUGUAAUGUGUAUGUCGAAAAAAAAGCUUGCCCUGUCUGAAA
Messenger RNA from Arabidopsis thaliana (thale cress), 1024 nucleotides. RefSeq names its product AP2/B3-like transcriptional factor family protein. The record is from RefSeq and is marked reviewed. Bases 101 to 673 code for a protein of 190 amino acids. Lineage: Eukaryota; Viridiplantae; Streptophyta; Magnoliopsida; Brassicales; Brassicaceae. Gene Ontology annotation, cellular component: nucleus. Gene Ontology annotation, molecular function: DNA binding. The transcript is spliced from 3 exons.